AUGAUUAUUAUCUGGUCCAGCUAUACUAUAAUUGUUAGGUAUACUCGGUCAAGAACACCUGAGUACUUGCAGUAUUCGUCGACUACAGUUGUGUAUGCUUCGGAAAUGAUUAAAAUGAUCAUCAGUUUAUGUUUCAUUUUAAAAAUAAAUGAUUUUAGUGUCAAAAAAUUUAUCAAAUGCAUAAAUGAGCACUAUUUCACAAAGCCAAAAGAUUUAUUGAAAAUGUCAUUCCCAUCGAUAGCGUAUACUCUACAAAAUAAUCUUGACUUUGUUGCACUAUCUAAUUUGGAUGCUGGGGUAUAUCAUAUUUCUACUCAACUCAAAGUGGUUUCUACAGCUGUUUUUAUGAUGAUAGUUCUGAAGAAGCGAUACUCAAGUGUGCGAUGGUUCGCCAUAAUUUUACUUUUUGGCGGUGUAGCGGCUGUUCAGGUCAGUGUUAACGAUGGAAGUAAAACCAAAAGUGGGGAAAAUUAUGUAGUUGGUAUAGUUGCUGUAUUACUUACGUGUAUAACAGCAGGUUUUGCUGGAGUAUACUUUGAGUGGAUGCUUAAGGAUGGGAGUGAAACUCCAUUUUGGAUACGCAAUCUUCAGAUGUACAGCUGUGGUGCAAUAAGUGCAGCGCUAGGGUGUAUUAUUUCAGAAUGGGAAAGGAUAACCUCGAGAGGAUUUUUCUAUGGAUACAAUGUGAAAGUUAUUGCUAUUAUUUUGUCCUUAAGUUUGGGUGGGAUUUUCAUUUCAUUGGUGAUGAAGUAUCUGGACAAUUUAUGCAAAAGUUUUGCCUCAGCAGUGUCCAUCAUUUUAGUGGUUAUCGUCUCUUACCUGGUAUUUAAUGACAUGAAGCCCAACAUCAUUUUUAUUCUUGGUUCAGUCACUGUCUGCGGGGCCAUCUUGUUGUAUAGUAGUGCACAAAGUUAA
Molecule: messenger RNA, 915 nt
Organism: Thelazia callipaeda (thelaziosis nematode)
Lineage: Eukaryota; Metazoa; Nematoda; Chromadorea; Rhabditida; Thelaziidae
Source: the annotation of a GenBank genome assembly